AUGUCUCUUCCCAAUACUGAAGAGGGGUACCUCCCCUAUUUGCUUCUCCUUACCGGCAGUGCGGGAAUCACCCACAGCAUAGUCACCUAUCUCAAGCCAGCUACAUCUCUGACCCAAUUCUCGGGUCCAGCAGCCCCGCCCCGUGAUGCUCUCACUGCGCACCUAUACGGCUUCAAGAACAUCUAUACAUGCCUCAUCCGGCUGUACACCGCUUACCACGUCUCUAAUCCACAACUCUAUGACUUGGCAAUGUGGACCUGGGUGGGAGUCUUUGUGCUUUACAUCAGCGAGCUACUUGUUUUCCGAACGGCGCGUAUGAAGGAGGCGACAUAUCCGUUGGUGCUAUCUACGUUGGCGUUGACCUGGAUGGUUAGCCAGAGGUCGUGGUAUCAAGGUUGA
Messenger RNA from Penicillium alfredii, 399 nucleotides. Its product is annotated as Erg28 family protein. Gene Ontology annotation, cellular component: membrane; endoplasmic reticulum. The record is from RefSeq and is a predicted model, not a curated record. Bases 1 to 399 code for a protein of 132 amino acids. The transcript has 2 exons. Gene Ontology annotation, molecular function: protein-macromolecule adaptor activity. Lineage: Eukaryota; Fungi; Ascomycota; Eurotiomycetes; Eurotiales; Aspergillaceae.